GAGGUCUGAGCCACACUGUGCAGGAUGAAGCUCGUCACCAUGGCCCUGGCGUGCAUGCUGCUGGCUGGGAUGUGGCUUCGAGACGUGGACGGCAGGAGCAUGCACGUGUCAUCCUCCAACUGUUGUUUCGUCUUUGUGAAGAGGAAGAUUCCCCAGAAGAUAAUCCAGUGUUAUAAGCCCACCAGCUCCACCUGCUCCCACAAGAGUCUAAUAAUCAAGCUGAGGGGCGGCAGAGAGACAUGUGUCUUGGAGACAGCCUCAUGGGUUAAACCUCAUUUAAAAACUAUGAAACCAUGCCCGCUAAAGUAA
Messenger RNA from Callorhinus ursinus (northern fur seal), 309 nucleotides. It is a transcript of the gene CCL1, whose product is annotated as C-C motif chemokine ligand 1. NCBI's taxonomy places the organism in Eukaryota, Metazoa, Chordata, Mammalia, Carnivora, Otariidae. Gene Ontology annotation, cellular component: extracellular region. Gene Ontology annotation, biological process: positive regulation of cell migration; chemokine-mediated signaling pathway; eosinophil chemotaxis. The record is from RefSeq and is a predicted model, not a curated record. Gene Ontology annotation, molecular function: chemokine activity; CCR chemokine receptor binding.